Molecule: messenger RNA, 3482 nt
Organism: Colias croceus (clouded yellow)
Lineage: Eukaryota; Metazoa; Arthropoda; Insecta; Lepidoptera; Pieridae
Gene: Tgs1
Product: trimethylguanosine synthase
Exons: 11
Coding region: 126-3209 (1027 amino acids)
Biological process (GO): 7-methylguanosine RNA capping; 7-methylguanosine cap hypermethylation
Cellular component (GO): nucleus
Molecular function (GO): RNA cap trimethylguanosine synthase activity
Source: RefSeq, a predicted model, not a curated record
GUUUCAAUCAUGGAUCUUUGUUAUUAAUUAUUAUAUGUAGGAAAAUAAUUUAAUUUCUAUUCCAAGUUAUUUGCAGCGCCCAAAAAUAUACAAGCUUUGCAUUUUACAAUUAAGUUUAUGUGAUAAUGUCCGGUUAUUAUGACUAUCACCGAUGGGAACCCUUGGCCGAAUUUAACUUCAAUAUCGGCGAUCAAUUCGAAAAUCCUGAAGAAUCUGACGAAGAAAAUAAUUACGUUUAUUGUCUUUGUAGUAGAGUAUUUAUAAGGGAUGGAAUAAAAACAUAUUAUGUUGAAAAAGAAUAUGGGAGCGAAAGUGAUGCAGAUUUUAUUCAGGGAUCCCAAUCACAGGAGUGUGAAGAUCAAUCUCAUGUGCAUUUCUCGCUAGAUACAUCUUACAAAGUUAAAUGUGAUAAAGAUGAAAACGCCAGCUGCUAUUGCAGUGCAUCCCACACGGAUAACUACUGUUCAACUGACGAACAUGACCCGGCUCAAAUUCACAGCUUUCACACAAACACUAUUCAGCCUAGUGACAGUGGGGCUGAUCUCACUUAUCAAGACUACCACUCUGUUUACACAUCAACUGAUAGAAUGGAAAAAAUGGACGAAGAUACUCCCAUACAAACAAACAAUAUUCAAGAAGAUUAUCUAUCUGAAGAUACUUGGGAAAAGUUCUGGGCUGUGAAUGGAGAGAGAAUCAUCUGGGCUUCUUGGAUACACAAAUAUAGUGACUAUAUCAACCCAGCAUAUUUAAACGAUGGUGAAUUGGCAGUUGAUGAAAAUAACAUGAUGAAGCAAAAUUCAGCAGAGCCAAUAAGUACAGAUGUUACUGAUUCCAAUCAGAAAACAGACAAUGUAAGAGAGAGGAAAUUCUCAUAUGAUUCUAAAGUUAAUCCAUAUAAAAGGGGAUCAAAGAAUGAUGAUUUAAGUGACAAAAGCAAUAAAAAUAACACAAACAAUGAUAAGCAAAAUGGUGAUGAUGCAUGGUUGUCCAUAAGUAGUAGAAGGAGGUCUUGUUCUGAACAUGACAGAAUUGUCAGCCCUAGAACAGUAGAAGGAACAGAUUCUUUGACUAAUGUAACAAAGAUUACCAUUUCCAGCUGUGAUGUAACAUCAAGCCAUGUAACAUCAGAGUCAUCACCCACAGAUGAUUAUAGCGUCACAUCAUCAACAUCUGAGGAUCAGUUUAAUGAUCAAACUAGAAUAGCUAAUGUAGAAGAUAAUAAUGAACAGGCACCUGCAGAAGAAAUGGACACAGAACAGUAUUGGCAAUUCUUGUGGAAGAAGCAUUUUGGUGAAAUUUACGCACUGCAUUAUGCAAAUUAUACUGAAUGCCACAAUGCUAAUAAAAUUGAAGAGAAAUACGAGAAUGGAGAACUCGCUGUGGAUAAGAAAACAGAAGAUGUAAAGACGUUAGAUGUCGAAUGUGAGAACAGUGAAGGGAAUUCACAGGAACUGCCAUCAGUUAUUGAAGUUAGAACUCAAAUGGAUCAAGUAAAUUUAGAGGAUAAAGUGAAAAAGCCAAGGAAACGGAACAAGAAAUCAAAUCGCAUCGUUCACUCUGUUGGGGCCUUAUUGCAAAAUCUGUUGCAAGAACACAAAGAUGAUACAAGUGGAUCGAUAGAUAGUGAAGUUUGUAAAGCUGAUGAAAAUGUACCUGAUACAAUGAAUGCAGAAAAUGAUAGAGAAGAAACUGGACAUGAUGCACAAAAAAGUCAAGAGGAUGAAGAUACAUGUGAUAAAAAAGCUGAGAAAUCUAAAAGUUACAAUAAUCGUCAAAUACAUUCAGUUGGUGCGUUGCUACAAAAUCUAGUAAAUGAAAAGGAAAAAUAUGAAGAUAGUAAUCCAGUUGAUGGUGAUAAUAACCAAAGUGAGAACUCAAAAGGCGAUAAAACUGUAAGUUCAGGAAAUGUUACAAGUAGUGUAAGUGAAACAACUUAUCAGCAUAGUGGAAAAAACAGUUAUAAUAAUUCUUAUUAUGAUGAUGGUGAAGAUGAACCACCAGAAGAAAAACCUGUCACACUAAAAAGAAGUCAUGAAGUUGAUUUAGAAGAAAUAACAGCAGAUAAGAUAAACUCUACCUUUCAAACGAUGGGAUUCAGUUUUGACUCUGAUCAAAUGCCGCAUGGAGAGCUUGUGUUUAGACGACGAUUGAGGAAACUGCGACUACCACGGUACAAGAAGACACCAAAGAAAAUAUAUUUUGACGAUGAUGGGAAUCCAUAUAGUUCAGACCAGUUUCAGGACAGAGGUCAAGAUUUACAAACAGAAGAUGAAGGUACUGAAAUUAAAUUGGACACUGACAAAGAGAAAGAUUGUAAUAAUAUUGAUGAUAGUAAAGAUAUAGCUUUAAAAGAUAUGUCUAAUAUUGGUACAAAAGAUGAAAUAACUAAAGUUAAAAGUGAAGAAAUAAACAUUGUUAUAAAUGAAGAGAAUUUAAAUGAAGUAAAUGAAAAUGAUAAGCAAGAGUUAGAAGGUGAUAAGGAAGGCAGUGAUGAUAUUAUGGAAACUAAUAAUCAAACGAAACGCCGUAAACGUCAAAAGCGUCACUCGAAGCACGAUGUAGAAGAAUGCAAUGCAGCUCAUAUACCAGAGGAGCUGAGAGGUGAUCCUAAAAUGAUGAAAUAUUGGAAGAAACGACAUUCAUUGUUCCAUAGAUUCGACGAAGGAAUAAAACUAGAUCGCGAGAGUUGGUUCAGUGUGACCCCAGAGAAUGUAGCUUGGCACAUUGCGAAUAAAUACUCGUAUGAUGUAGUUUUGGACGCGUUUUGCGGUGCCGGGGGAAAUACUAUACAAUUUGCUCACACUUGUCAUAAAGUUAUUGCCAUAGACAUAGAUCCAUUGAAAAUAGAAAUGGCCAAGCACAAUGCUGAGGUGUACGGCGUCGCAGAUAAAAUAGAAUUUAUUGUUGGCGAUUUCUUUGAAAUGGCGCCAAAUUUGAACGCGGAUAUGGUGUUUCUGAGCCCGCCUUGGGGAGGACCUAAUUAUUCUGAUAAUUCAGAGUACGAUAUAGAAACUAUGUUGAUACCAAAGCCGGCUUCCGAACUUAUGCGAAUUGCGCGGGAAAUUAACUCCAACGUCACAUUGUAUUUACCGAGGAACUCAAAAACUGAUCAGAUUCUUGCAAUAGCUCAAGAAGCAGGUGGUACCGUGGAAAUAGAACAAAGUUUUCUCGACAGAAGAUUUGUUGCUAUCACAGCAUACUUUUAUUAAAAAAAUAUAUACAACAUUAUUUUAUAAGUGUAGUACAGAAUUAUUAAUUACUUACGACAUGUACGAUGUGACGAUUUAUUGAGAGGGCAUUUAAAAUGGCAUGUUAUUAGUAACCAAGUAGAAACAUUAUUUUCUGACCAAUUCAAUCAUAGUGAACAAAUAGUAAGUGAAAAUGAGAUAUAAAAAUGGUAUAUUAUAUUAUGGAUGUUUAUCUUAUAUUCAUUAAGCAGAGGAAUUAGAAACUUGGAAGUGUUAUAGAUACAGAGGGGAGUU